Cydia amplana is the source of this 1137-nucleotide messenger RNA. It is a transcript of the gene Prosalpha6, whose product is annotated as proteasome subunit alpha type-1. The transcript has 7 exons. Gene Ontology annotation, cellular component: proteasome core complex, alpha-subunit complex; proteasome core complex; nucleus. NCBI's taxonomy places the organism in Eukaryota, Metazoa, Arthropoda, Insecta, Lepidoptera, Tortricidae. The record is from RefSeq and is a predicted model, not a curated record. The coding region runs from base 112 to 951 and encodes 279 amino acids. Gene Ontology annotation, biological process: ubiquitin-dependent protein catabolic process; proteasomal protein catabolic process.
AAGCGUCAUUAUUGUUUGACGUUUAUAAUUAUUUUCAAUUUUGCUUUUCAUCGUACGCUAAGCGUACAAUAUUGUGAAUAUCGUUGAUAUUAUCAAGAACACUUCUUAACAAUGUUCAGAAAUCAGUAUGACAGUGACGUCACAGUCUGGAGUCCCCAGGGCCGUAUCCACCAGGUGGAGUAUGCCAUGGAAGCCGUCAAGCUUGGUUCGGCGACGGUAGCGCUGAAGAAUAAGGAGUUUGCAGUGCUAAUAGCUUUAAAACGGGCUGUCAGUGAGUUAUCGGCAUAUCAGAAGAAGAUUAUAACUAUUGAUGAGCAUAUUGGGAUUUCUAUCUCGGGAUUAACUGCUGAUGCUAGAAUGUUGAGCCGCUACAUGCGCACAGAGUGCCUAAACUACCGCUACUCCCACGACUCCCCAAUGCCUGUGGGCCGCCUCAUCGCCAUGGUGGGCAACAAGAUGCAGAUCUGCACGCAGCGGUAUGACAAGCGGCCGCUCGGUGUCGGCCUGCUGGUUGCUGGUUAUGAUGACCAAGGUCCGCACAUCUACCAGACCUGCCCGUCUGCUCUCUACUUCGACUGCCGCGCGAUGGCCAUCGGCGCGCGCUCGCAGUCAGCCAGGACUUACCUCGAGAAGCACCUUAACACCUUCCAGGAUUGCGACCUUCAUGAGCUGGUAGCUCACGGCUUGAGAGCUCUGAGAGACACUCUGCCCAAUGAAGUGGAUCUUAAUACUAAGAACGUCUCCAUCGCGAUCGUCGGCCCCAAGACCCCGCUCCGCAUCAGCGACGAGGCCGAGCUGACGCAGUUCCUGGCGCUCGUGGAGGGGGAGGAGCGGCGCGGGGGCGGGGCGGGGGCGGCUACCGGCGACGCGGGGCCCCUCGAGCCCGAGGGGGAGGGGGGGGACGACAGGGACCGGGAGCCGCAGGUCGCGGUGGCGAUGGACACAGAAUAAGCUCCAGCGAACGGCUGCGGCCGGUUGACAUCCGUGACCCAGUGGACACAGUGACUUACAAGACCUUAAGGACCAUCUCUCCCCCGGUCCCGACCGUAGCCUACCUUCCCCCCGCCCGUUGGACACAGAAAGACCUGCCUUGGCCAGUGUUCGAGGUUGCUUGUUGACUGGUACUUUUGAAUAUUA